Molecule: messenger RNA, 1671 nt
Organism: Panicum virgatum (switchgrass)
Lineage: Eukaryota; Viridiplantae; Streptophyta; Magnoliopsida; Poales; Poaceae
Product: E3 ubiquitin-protein ligase PUB23-like
Exons: 1
Coding region: 164-1426 (420 amino acids)
Biological process (GO): protein ubiquitination
Molecular function (GO): ubiquitin protein ligase activity
Source: RefSeq, a predicted model, not a curated record
CUUCCAUUCGUUCAACUCCAGCAAACAACAUCAUUUCCUCCUCUUCGAUCUCUCCAUUCGCCCACAACUGAUUAAUUAGCAUCAACCUCGCUCCUCCGAAUCCGAUCACCUACAAGAAGCAACAAGCAGCAGCAGCUCAGAGAUCACAACAGGCAGCAUAUCUAUGGAGGUCUCGUCGUCUUCGGCGGAGGUGCCCCACUAUUUCCUCUGCCCGAUCUCCCUGGAGGUGAUGCGCGACCCGGUGACGCUCGCCACCGGCAUCACCUACGACCGCGCCAGCAUCGAGCGGUGGCUCUUCUCCGACGGCCACGCCACCUGCCCCGUCACGCGCCGCGCGCUCGCGCCCGAGGAGAUGGACGCCACGCCCAACCACACGCUCCGCCGCCUCAUCCAGGCCUGGUGCGCCGCGCACCAGGUCGAGCGCUUCCCCACGCCGCGCCCGCCGCUCGACUCCUGCCGCGUCGCCGCGCUCCUCGACGAGGGCCGCCACGGCAGGGAGGCCGCCGCGCUCAGGGAGAUCCGGGCCGUCGCCGCCGAGAGCGACCGCAACAGGCGCUGCGUCGAGGCCACGCCCGGCGCCCUCGACUUCCUCGUAUCCGUCGUCACCAAGCACUCCACGUCUAAGGCGCCGCGCCAGGAAGCAGCCGACGAGUUCUUGCUGGAUUCCCCGACGCCCACGAGCUCGCCCGCGGAGGACGCGCUCGCCGUUCUCUACUCACUCAAGCCAUCGGAGAGGAGCCUGGCGCACAUCCUGGGAAGGGAGCCCGACUUCUUGGACACCUUGACCUCCGUCCUGCGCCGGCCGAGCUAUCGGUCGCGCACCUACGGCAUCCUCCUGCUCAAGUCGUUGAUUGCGGCGAUGGAGCCGACGCGGCUCGCGACGGUGAGCGCCGACCUGGUGCAGGAAGUGGUGCGCGUGGUCUCGGACCGGGUGUCCUCCAAGGCGGUCAAGGCGGCGCUGCACGUGCUGUGCCGGCUGUGCCCGUGGGGCCGGAACCGCGUGAAGGCCGUCGAGGCCGGCGCGGUGGCGCCGCUGGUCGAGCUGCUCCUCGACGAGGGCGGCCGCCGCGUCACCGAGCUAGCCGUGGUGGCGAUCGACCACCUCUGCGGAUGCGCCGAGGGCCGGUCCGACCUGGUCGCGCACCCGGCGGGGCUGGCCGUCGUGUCCAAGAAGGCCAUGCGGGUGUCGCUGGCCGCCACCGAGAGCGCCGUGCGCGCGCUCCACGCCGUGGCGAGGCACUCGCCGACCCCGGCCGUGCUGCAGGAGAUGCUCGCCGUUGGAGUGGUAGCCAAGCUGAUGCUGGUGCUGCAGGUGGACGCCAGUGAGAAGGCCAGGCUCAGGGCAAAGGAGAUGCUCAAGGCGCACGCUAGGGUUUGGAAGCACUCGCCGUGCUUGCAGGCACACCUCAAGGCAUCUUACCCAUGAUGAUGUAUACAACAAAAUCAUGUACAUUUACAUUGAUUAUUUGUAGAUAAAAGGAGCACCCGUUUUGAUUCUCCUUUUAAGCUUGCCACUAAAUCAUUGUAGUUAUUAAGAUGUUCACAUUCUUUCAUGUUUCAAAAAGAACGUUAUGGCCUGAUCGAUGUAGUAGGGCCUAAGAAUUGUACAUUUGGAAUAAAUCAAGCUGUACAUUCUCAAUUCAUGUGGCAAUUGUGAUACCCAGUGUUAUA